ACUUCUCCCUCCUCCCCCACAAGGCCUUCCCCAGCCCCACCUCCUGUUCCCCGGCGUGGGCCAAGCCUCCCAGAUGUCCAGUUCCAGAUGCCUGGUCUCAGAGUGGGGAAAUUACCUCUGGAGAAGCCCCCACUCCACAAGCUGCCAAGGCAAGAUGUGGUGGCUACUCUUCUGGGGAGUCCUCCAGGCUUGCCCCACACAGGGCUCCGUGCUCUUGGCCCAGCAGCUACCCCAGCAGCUGACAUCCCCCGGGUAUCCAGAGCCAUAUGUCAAAGGCCAAGAGAGCAGCAGUGACAUCGAGGCUCCAGAGGGCUUCGCCGUGAGACUUGUCUUCCAGGACUUUGACCUGGAGCCGUCCCAGGACUGCGGGCAGGACUCUGUCACAAUCACAGCCAGUGGGAUGGACCCGAACCGGUUCUGUGGGCAGCAGGGCUCCCUGCUGGGCAGCCCCCCUGGUCAGAGGGAGUUUGUGUCCCCAGGGAAUCGAUUGCGGCUGACUUUCCGAGCACCUGCCUCCUCUCAGGACAGGACUACUGGCCUCCACAGGGGCUUCCUGGCCCUCUACCAAGCUGUGGGGGUGAACCACAGUCGGCCCAGUGGGGGCUCUGAGGCCAUCAGCAUAGCUGAAGACAACUCCUCCAAGAUCCAGAACCACUGCCAGGAGCCCUACUACCAGGCAGUGCCGGCAGGGGCACUCCCCUGCACAACCCAGGGCCUCUGGAAGGAGACACAGGAUAGGGAGGAGCUUCCUCGCUGUGAACCUGUCUGUGGCCGGCCACUCACCCCCAUCGCCCAGAACCAAGAGGCCCUCGGUUCCUCCAAAGCCAAGUUGGGCAACUUCCCCUGGCAAGCUUUCACCAGUAUCUACGGCCGUGGAGGGGGGGCCCUGCUGGGUGACAGGUGGAUCCUCACCGCCGCCCACACCAUCUAUCCCAAGGACAGCGUCUUUCCCUGGAAGAACCGGAGGGUGGAUGUCUUCCUGGGCCACACAAGCCUAGACGAGAUGCUGCGGCUGGGAAGUCACCCUGUGCGCCGUGUGGUCGUGCACCCCGACUACCGCCAGAACGAGUCCCACGACUUCAACGGGGACAUUGCCCUCCUGGAGCUCCAACACAGCGUCCCCCUCGGCCCCAGCCUCCUCCCGGUCUGUCUGCCCGACAGUGAGACCCUCUACCGCAGCGGCGUGUUGGGCUAUGUCAGUGGGUUCGGCGUGGAGAGGGGCUGGUUAACCACCGAGCUGAAGUACUCCAGGCUGCCCGUCGCCCCGAGGGCGGCCUGCCAGGCCUGGCUCCAAGAGAAGCAGAGGUCUGAGGUGUUUUCGGACAACAUGUUCUGCGCUGGGGAUGAGAUGAGGCACCAGAGCGUCUGCCAGGGGGACAGUGGUGGCGUCUAUGUGGUAUGGGAUGAGCACGCCCAUCACUGGGUGGCCACGGGCAUCGUAUCCUGGGGCGUCGGGUGCGGCAAGGGCUAUGGCUUCUACACCAAAGUGCUCAACUACCUGGACUGGAUCAAAGGAGUGAUGGGGGGGGAAGGACUGACCCUGGGGGCACUUGAGCAGUGACCCUCAACUCUGGAGGCCCCCACCCCGAAAGGAGAGGGCUGGGAGCUCAGACUGGGCUCGGGGACGGGGAUGGGGGCAGAGAAUCUCUAUUCGAGCUCCUGCUGCCCUAUCCCUCAUGCGACAGAACUCCUCCUCCUUCCCGAGACCCCCUCCUCCUCAUCCUCUCCCUUCCUUCCAGUUUGUGAGUUUGUGCUCCGCCCAAGGAAUCCCUGUACAUCUCAGCCGGUUGCCUUUAAACUUCAUCUUCUGGGCGCUUGGGUGGCUCAGUCUCUAAACUUCAUCUUCUGGGCGCUUGGGUGGCUCAGUCUUUAAACUUCAUCUUCUGGGUGCCUGGGUGGCUCAGUCAUUAAGUAUUGGAUUUCAGCUCAGGUCAUCAUCUCACGGGACUCCAUGAGCUCCAGUCCCAUAUGGGGUGAGCUCCAGCCCCAUCUCUCUCUCUCUCUCUCUCUCUCUCUCUCUCUCUCAUUCUCUCUCCCCCCCCCCCUCCUGGGAUUCUCUCUCUUUCUCUCUGUCUGUCCCUCGCUCACUUGCGCCC
Messenger RNA from Prionailurus viverrinus (fishing cat), 2096 nucleotides. It is a transcript of the gene C1RL, whose product is annotated as complement C1r subcomponent like. The record is from RefSeq and is a predicted model, not a curated record. Lineage: Eukaryota; Metazoa; Chordata; Mammalia; Carnivora; Felidae. Gene Ontology annotation, cellular component: blood microparticle. Gene Ontology annotation, biological process: zymogen activation. Gene Ontology annotation, molecular function: serine-type endopeptidase activity. The transcript has 6 exons. The coding region runs from base 74 to 1561 and encodes 495 amino acids.